AUGGCUCUGCAACCAGGAGGACAGAAGACUUUCAAUAACGUGCAAGAUAAACUUUCCAAUGGACCUCAUGAUACAAAAUUAACAUUUUCACCCUCAAGAAAUGAUACUGAUAACUCGUAUAUUAAUACAGUACCAGCUCUUGCUCAAACACCCACUCCUACUUAA
Messenger RNA from Entrophospora candida, 165 nucleotides. Lineage: Eukaryota; Fungi; Glomeromycota; Glomeromycetes; Entrophosporales; Entrophosporaceae. The record is from the annotation of a GenBank genome assembly.